ACUGCACUGCACAGUGCACACUGUCAGCGUGGAGCACACAUCGGUGCGACAGCGAGGCGGCCAUCCAUCCCACCACUUCCCCCUCAUCCUCCCCGCGGCUCAACCAAAACCUCAAACCCCAGCCAGCCGGUCGGCCUCCACAGAAAAGAAAGCAAAAAAGCAGCAGGGAGAGAGAGGAAAGGAUGGAGGCCCUCGUCUCCACCGCCGCCGCCUACGCACCCUUAUCCUCGGCCCGCGUCCACCGCCGGCCGCCCACCCGCUCCGUGGCCUUCAGCGCCCCGGCACGACGAGGCUGGCGCUGCCGCUCCGCCACGCCGACCAGGCCCGACCCGGUGCCGUCCGAGGAGCCGGCGUCGGGGUCCGCCGCCACCACCACCACCACCGUCGUCACGGACAAGCCCGACGCGCCAGCCGGGGAGGAGAAGGGCGGGGAGCCCUCCGGUGGAAGCGGCGGGUUUGUGGAGGUGACGGUGGAAGAUGCGCCGGUGUCGCCGCCGGGGGAGCCUGAGGAGGGCGGCGGCGGCGUGGACGACGUACUGAGCAAGCUGGACAUCGAAGUGACACCCACUUAUGUCCUCCUCGGAGGUGGUGCUUUGAUUGUUCUGUUGAUUCUAUCUAAAAUCAUAUCUGCGAUUGAUUCUGUUCCCCUGCUUCCGAAUGUGCUGGAAAUCAUAGGAACUGGCUACUCAGUCUGGUUCGUCACACGGUAUCUCCUCUUCAAGGAAAGCAGAGACGAACUGUUUGCGAAAUUUGAAGAUCUGAAAGAUAUGAUCAUUUGAGCAGGGGAAGAAGGAUGUUUUAGCAUACGUUUAGGCUUUACAGCCAGCUUGUUAUUUUAGGCCUUCCUUCUUUUUUCAACUGUUGCUGAAAGAAAGAAACAAGUUGUGUUGUAAGCUGUUUCCUCUCAUCAACUGUAAUGAGACAUCUGAGUUUUACUAGUAGCGUGCUUGCUCAA
Molecule: messenger RNA, 955 nt
Organism: Hordeum vulgare subsp. vulgare (domesticated barley)
Lineage: Eukaryota; Viridiplantae; Streptophyta; Magnoliopsida; Poales; Poaceae
Exons: 4
Coding region: 183-779 (198 amino acids)
Cellular component (GO): chloroplast thylakoid membrane; thylakoid
Source: RefSeq, a predicted model, not a curated record